Molecule: messenger RNA, 6883 nt
Organism: Rhopilema esculentum
Lineage: Eukaryota; Metazoa; Cnidaria; Scyphozoa; Rhizostomeae; Rhizostomatidae
Source: RefSeq, a predicted model, not a curated record
AUAGGAAGGGAAAAUUUUUUGCUUAAAACAGAAAAAUUAUAUUCCCAACCAAUCAAGUAAUCUGAUUUUUAUGUGUACGUAUCAACUUCAUCAAGCUCUCAACUUUUCAAGGUAAAUGCUUAAUUAUCUGGUUUUAAAUUUUUAGGUGUUCUCUGCGUGGUACAAUUAUACCUACAUACGACGUCGUGCUCUUAAGGAAUUUGAACUGACAAAGCAGAAUAAAAUCUUCAGAAAAUGGAUGCAAGAAUACAACAAAUCUUGAGAGACGGCAAACUAGCGUUGAUUUGGGAACACAAACGAUUUCAACGGGCCUAUGAUACACGUUAAGCUGAUAUUUUCAAAAAUGAUUUGGAUAUAUCAUUGCCGUUAUUUUUAAAAACUCUUGAAAAUUCUCUCAAAAUUUUUUUGACAACACUUUUCCUGAUUUUCUCACAUCUAAAAACUUCUGCAUAGAGUCUCUUUGUCUUUAGUUGCAUUUUCCUUGUCGAUUUUUCUUUUUAAAAUUUAUCCGAAUUGAAAAUGAUCUUACCGUGGGGAUAUCUUAUGUAUGGCCUAACACGAAGACCCUAUCAUCUAUGCCACUAGCUUUCAUGAGUACAAGAGACUUUUUGCAAGUACUGGCUUUUCAUGAUAGACCCGACUUUUAAGAAGUAAAGUUGUACAGAAAAUCCUAGGUUUUGUAUGCAUUGUAAUUAAUACGAAUAAAUAUAUUUUAAAUUACUAGACUUCGUGAAUGUUUGUUAUUAUUUAUAUCAUUGUAAAUAACAACACUGUGAAAGAUAUUGAUAGAAACAAGUUUUGUGCUUAUAAAUUUUGGAAAUAAUUUUGAUUUUAAAUUUUGACUAUGCUGUAGAUAAGUUGAUUGACAAUAGAUAUACCUAAAUAUCCUAAUCUGGCCGCCAUUUUUAUUUUUAAGCCUUUAGACAUGAAGACAAUUUCAUAUAUUGGACGAGUUUAUGCUUGAUAGUUUGCUAAAGGCACAGGACGAUGGAGAGCCCUCCCUUUUCCCAUGAAUACUCUAAUGAUUAAUAUAUAAAACUAUGAAAGCCCUAACGUAAUUUUAGCAAACCAAUUUCAGACCACUGGCAACUCGGUUUCUGUUUGGCUUGGCCACUAGUUGUUCAUCGCCUCUAAACGAGUUUAUAUGAAUUUUACAGUAUAUUCAACGCAGAAUUCUCGCGUUUUUACCGCAUAUCUUGCGCUUUCAUCGCAUUGCUUUUAAAUCUGACGUCACUGAUAACCAAAGAAAUCUCACGUCACAUUAGAAGAGCUUCGAUGUGAAUUCGCUUCAAUUCUGGUUGAGUUACCGUUGAGUGAGGACCGUUUUGCCGUUUAGGUGAAAUUUCGCUGCUUACCUCUGCGUAUUUGGAGGAAAUCGAUCGUGUUUCAGCUUUAAGCUGAAUCGCUUUACUUUUAUUUAAUAUUCUUCAUUAAUUUUACAAAUUUUAUUGGAAGUUUCAAGUCAGAAGUUGAGAAAUCUCGGACUAGAGCGAGAAAGGUUGGUAUCUCAUUCAAGUCAAACUUCUUUUUCAAAUCACGAAUUCUUACCAAAGAACUACUUAAAGCUAAGAUGUAUUAAAGUAAUACUUGGUGUGUUUAAUUUCUUUCACUAGGAAAAGAGUUUUCUUAUUGAUUUUUGCAAGUUCUCAGGUUUUCUGAUGUUGACUUGAUCUACUAUCUACUUCAGGAGAGCGGUUCGUUUUCGAAGCCCAAGUCACCCUUUGGAAGGGUACACACGUGCAUUCCCUUGACCCUCUAUCGUGUUUAGGUAGGGGCAAGGAAAGAAUGUCGUGUUCAGAAGAGGACGAGGUCAUAAACCUUGAAGAUUCUGCAAAUUCUGAAGGUAAGACGGGGCUGAAAGGCGUACACCUGCCACCUGAUGUCGUCGAUAGGUGCGAUUGGACUGAAGGCAAGAGCAAUGCGACAAGAAAACCAGUCCGUGUGAAGUGGUUUGUGCCACCACCAGUGGUGCAACCGGCUGGGAAUACGGAACAAAAUGAAGAUAGAGAAGGUCAGAGAACUGACAGUUUGAAAGCUACAAGUGCCAAUACCUUUGAUGUUAAGGAAGAAAGCAAAGAGGCUUCCUGGCAGAAAAGCCAAGAGCUGAAGAAAAAGAGGCUUAGAUGGCAAUUAGAGAAAUUAAGAACAACGGAGACUGCCACUAAGCACGAAAAUUUGUACCCAGAAGUAAAGGAGGUACAUGCCAAAGCGACACAGACACUCAAUACCCAAAGCCGAAAAGGGCUGGACGAGAAGAUGAUGUAUAAGAUGAAAGAAAAGCAACUGAGCCAACAGGUUGAUCAGCUAAAGAAGGAGCUAGCGAUGUGCAAAAAGAAACUGGCCAAAGAAAUACGCAACUUUGAGAAGCAGGAAGUAAGGAGGUUGCUAACAGCAGACAAGUCAGUUCUAGACUCUGAAAAUGAAGACAUCAUCGUGGAGGGGAAAGGCCAAUUGGAAAACCGCUGCUCUGUUUCUGAGAGCGAGAAGAAAGACCUGAAAGAGAGACUGGAACAGUCUGAGUCUGAUAAUGCCCGAAUGAAGAGAGAGCUGGAUGAUUUGGCUGCUAAGUUCAGUGCAAUGCAAAGAAACAUGGAAAUUGCAAAGCCUCUGAUUUCGGGAAUUCAAGGAGAGGCUGUAAAGAAUAUCGAGGCUUAUGAAUCAGAGUUCGUCGAUAAAACAGGGUUGGUUCUCGAUAAAACUAUAUCUAAUCGCAGCCAAAGCGAAGUUGGUGCUGGAGAUGAUCAAUACAAAAAGGGUUCAAAGAAUCGAAGUUACUUGGAUCGAAGAGAGCAAGAGGUUUUGUCAAGGGGUGGAUUUAUCCAUCAUGUCGAUGACCUCUCCAACAAGAGUGAUGACGAAAUCAGCUUGGGAGAGUUCUCACCUCGUAGUAGAGAUGAGGCCUCUACUAAGAAAGGGAAAUGGAGGUUGAUAACGAAGACAAAACGUAUGAGGGAGACUGGAUACGACAGUUUUGAGGGUGAUGAUAUUUCUUUCAAGGGACAAGGGUUGGUCCUGGGAGCUGUUACGUACAGUGAGAGCAAGACCAAUCUUGUGAAGAUAAAGAAAGGGACUUUUCGCAGAAAGGAAAGGUAUAAAAAGGUUCAUUAUACCAUGGAGAAGAAAAAAGGCCUCAUGAGCUUUAUCCGUGACUGGAAAAUGAAAAGGCGUCUGAAGAAAACUCGGGAACCAGAAGUGUCAGCCAGCAGAGAUACAGUCGAAGGACCUGGUACAGAUAAUGACGUAGUUCCCAUUAGAAGUAAUUACAGUGAGACAAACCUUUGUCGCAAACAGGGAACCUUGUGGGAUGGCCUGCAGGGAAGUCUAGAGCAGUGGGGUAUUCAAGACAAUGCUCUUUCUGAGGAUAGUAGUGGGACAAAGGACCACAGAAUUGUGGCACAAAGGCAAGCAGAGAGACCUGCGAAACCCGAGAGUUCUAAAAAAGAAAAGGGAAUGAACGGAAGAGUAAAGAGAGAAGAUCUCAAGAGAAAGGGGUUGCUAAGCAGUUUGAGAGGAUGUUUUGGAGGUAGAAAAGGCAAAGUGUCAGACUGCAAUAGUGAAACAUAUGGGGCAGAGAAUACCCCGUAUAAAGAUGACACAAAGUCUAAUACAAGGACUGCAGCUAUGGAGUCAAAAACAGAAGUUCGCCGUAUUUUGUUUUCUGAUCAAAAUGAGCCUAAAAAUGUUCAAGCCUGGGUGUACAGCGCUGACAGUGAUGAAAGUGGGAGUUAUACUGGACAUAGAAUGUUGAAUAGGGACUCUCUUGUAGUUGAUGUUCAUCCGAUGCAAGGAGUUGACGAUAAAGGGAAGGAUACUAGAGCUGAAAAAGAAAUGCAAUUGAAACGAACAAUCCUUCAGUUAAGGGAGGAAAAUGCACGGCUCAAGACAUAUGCUUCAAGAUACCAGCAGCAAAAUUCAUGCGAGGUUUGGUCAAGUAACCAGAUGUCAACUGAUUUCCAUGAGUUGCAAAUAGUGAAGAGACAGUUAGGGGAUGUAAGAAAGGAUUUGAGGGAAGCGGCAAGAAUUGCUGAAGAAGCAAAUGGUGAAGCUAGGCGUGCAAAAGAAAAUGAAAGCAAAGCAACUGCGGUAAUGGAAGAAUAUCGUAGAAAAUAUGAAGCACUCGAGGAAAACCACGAGAAACUGCAAAAAGAAAUGGAUGUUAUUCUAGAGGAGGCCAAAGGAAAGGAAUUCCUCUUUGAACAGAAGGUGCGCAAAAUUGCAGGCUACAGAGAGCAAAUAAAAGAAGGAGAAAUGUUGAGAUGUGAGCUCAAAGAAAGAUAUGAAGAAGAGGCCAGAGAGCUACAAGAGGAAUUGCAAGUCUGUAAGCAAAAAUGUGCAGAAUUUGAAGUUCUGGAACUGGCAAAGGAUAUAGAGCGAGACAACGCCAUAAAGCUUGAGGAAAAAACAAAAGCUUUAGAGUCGAUGGAACAAACGCUGGAGAUUAAGAAACUUGAAACCGAAAGCAUGGGGAAAGAGAUCGAUGAGCUGCAAGCCAAUCAGAUGGUUUUAAAAGAUAAGAUGUUGGAGCUAGUUGUGAAGGAAAGUAUGCUGGAAGAUCGAGAACAAGAGCUAGAAUCAAUUAAGGCCGAAUAUAGUGAACUCAAAUUGCGCGAGCAAGCCUUGGAAGAUGAAAUUAUUGAAAUGAAGUUGAAUAAUAACAUUUCGGAUGUGUUAAUAGAGCAACUAGAGAGUGUUAAGAGAGAGAAUGCUGAUUUGAGAACAAGCAAGGCUAAAUUGGAGGAGAAAAUAUUGGAGCUUGAAAUAGUUACAAUAAAAGAGACUGCCAACGAUAAUGGCAACUUGAUUGAGUCCCUGCAAAAAGUGGAUUCGCAGUUAGAUGUUACUUGCCCGGAGGAAAGUGACUGCGAUGAAGGAAAAGAUGUUGAAAAUGAAAAGGAGGCUGUUUGUACCAGUGACGUCCUCUCAGAACGGCAGAAAACUGUGUCCAAUGGAGCAAUAGGACAGCAAAGUGGAACGAUGAAAGGGCAUGCAGAUGAAAAUGUCAUAUCGCAGUGGGAUGCAAAGGCCUUUGAAAUCGAAGAUUCCCAAUUGGACGCUACCAAAAAAGGGGACCUGGCAUUGGAGAAAAAGGAGCUCGACCUUAAUGAGUACCCGAGUGACGAUUACUCUGAAUGUGAUGAUUACGAUAGAAUACCUGAAGAAAGAGACAGUGAAGACGAAACGACAGAACCAAUUGGUUCAGUUGUAGAGCAAGGGACAAAGCAAAGUGCUGAUGAUGAUGAUGAUGGCGAACAGGCAACUUUGGCUGAUGAUAAGCAAGGGGAACCAGUGGCCAGUGAAACGCGCUCCUCCUCUACCCUUGUAUCAAUGGCAAGGGGUAUAGACGAUCCCCUCUCGGCCGAGUCUUUGCUGAAGCAUUGUUUAUCAGCGAAUCGCGUGGUAUACGACAAAGAAGCGGUUAAGAGGGAGUUGUGCAUAGAGCAGUUUCCUUCGAUAACCCUUGAGGAAGGCGAAGUUGUGGGUUACCCAAAGGGAAGGUGCAAACAGUCAAGAGCAAAGCCAGAACAUUAUGUCGAUUUCGUACUGUCGCCAGCAGAGCUCACUGUCAAGUACGACCCGGGCUUUGAACAUUACGAGCCACUACCACCCUUUACAGAAACAAAAAAACCAAAUAAGAAAAACUAAAUAUUUGAAACAGUAACAGUUUUAUUUUAAUUGAUUGAUUGUUACGACAAUACGUCGUGUGGCCAUUGUAAAUACAGAAAGUUUUAUAUUUUAUGAAUUGUGAAAACAAUGCUGUUCAUUUGUAGUUGAUCCUUCUUUGUUUAUCAGAUUUGCUGAUGUUUUCACAGGUGAUUGUAUCAAACUGAAACUGCUUCAGUUUUGCGUUGGCAAAAUGCGUAUCUCAGUUUUAAAGAUAAAGAGAUAUUGGUUUUUCUGAAAAAAGGAUAAAAAAAGAAGCCGUUAUGACUAAGAUCGUUAAUUGAAGUACACGAUGCUACUAUUCCAUCGCGAAAAACUUCAAAUAAGAAGCAAACAAGAAUAUACUCAAUAAAGUUCCCAUUUUGAAGUAAACUUGGAAGUUAAGUUUCUGAUUUUCGAUGCCAAAUGUCAAUCUGUAGAUUGUUUUCAUGCACAUGGUUUUUAUGCUAAAGUUGCCCAUUUAAUUUUGAUUUUUGGCCCAUUUUAUCCGAUGUUUCUACUCGAAUGUUUGGUUUGUGAAUUACCUUUGUUUGCUGUCAUCGGCACUUGAAUGUGGAAAAGGAAAGUGACAUUUUCUGCUAGAAGUGUUGGGAGAAAGGGGAAAGGGAGAGCCCCUGAUUGUUUUCGAAAUUGCAGAUUCUUCUGAGUAUUUCGUGACUGUACCUAAAAUGAGAGCUGAUUGUUCUCCAGAAAUGCAAAAAUUCACCUUGGUCAUCAAAAUUAAACGAUCAAAAUGCAGCAUUCAUUUUACAGUUUUGAAAUUCCAAUCUAAGUACAUAACACAACUAAACAAUAUAAUGAAACUAACAAAUGUUAAGGGAAUCCUGUUAACAAAAGUUCGGAGGGACUGUUCUUCAUCUUUAGAAUUUGAUUUUGAGCCCAAUUUUGGGUUUUUGCCACGUCAAUUCUAGAUUUGUUAAACAGUUGUUUAAGAUCGCGAAAUUGAUAAACAUCGUUUGGGAAGCUAUGAUUCGCAAGAAAGCCAUAGCAACCAUUUGAUUUUGGUGCAAAAAAAUGAAGGGCGGUCAUGUUCUUGCAAUGCUGUGAUUAAAAUCUCUCUUUUGCGUUUGUGAUGGGUUUGGUUCAUGGUCUCCGUGUGAAUUUGAUGCUGGAUUGCAAUAUAAAAGUCGCAAGUAUUUUCUUUAAAUCAUUUUCGGCUCCUGAAAGCUUUUGUUACGAUUUUGUCUUGACAUCUGUAUUCUCUCGCUGUUAUGGGCCUAAA